UGAAUGGUGUGAAAUAUAUUAAUGAAUAACAAAUACACAACAUAUAAAAAGAGGUUAUAGUCGAUUAAAUAAAUCCACAGACAAGCUAGACCCUGAAGAAGAACUCCGUUGCCUAGCUACCUGCUAGCGACCAGUUGGCCUGUAGCAUCAGCUAGCUAGCUAGGCGAUCUACUAACACAUUGAUUAUACACUAUAAAAUAGUGAAUAAAUGCCACCAAAAAGAAAAGGACUAUUGCAACUUGCCCAAAGAGAAGUGGACGAAAUAAAAAAACAGGUUGACAGUCUGGUGAAGGAUGUGCAGAGUCAGGUUGGAUCCACUGAAGAGGCAUUUCGGAGAUGUCAGGAACUACAGUUGGUGGCUGAGAAUGAACUAAGGACAUUGAAGAAACUGACAAAGGCUGAUGAGCUGGCUCCAGUGGGAAAUUAUGAUCAGAGGAAGCAGGAAGAGGAGAGACGACUGCAGUACAUCUUAGAGAAUCUGAACACGCUGUCUCUGGAGCUUUCACCACCAGGACCCAGUACUGCUGCAGGCAAUGUUUCAAAGGAAAAUAGUGAGGAGGAGGAGGAGGAGGAGGAUGAGGAUGAAGAUAGUAAUGAUGACGAUGUUGAUAAUGUUGGCAAUGAUGACAAAGAUGAGAAGAGAGCAGUGAAACCACCUUCUCAGUCAGACCCUCGCAUCUACACAGUCCUCAGUGAUUUCAAAGGAGAGCAGGACGGAGAUCUGUCUGUUCAGAGGGGGGAGGUUUUAAGGAUCAUCAGGAAGGCAGCGGAUGGAUGGUGGCUGGCUCAGGACACUAAAGGCAACAAAGGAGUGGUUCCAAAAACCUACCUGAAGGUACACAACCUGCUGAAGAUUGGCUCUGGUGUUGAAGAUGAUAAUGACGAUGAAGAUGAUGGCAUUGAUGAAAGGGAUGGUGAUGAUGAAAAUGAAGAGGAGGAGUCAGAGGUGGAGGAGGAGGGAGAGCAAGAUGGUGAAGAACUAACUGAUGACCAAGACAAACAGAGCGGUGCCUCACAUUCUCAUUGGUCCACUGUCAGAAAGUCUCUGACUGAGAUUGAUGCAACAGAUGUGCUCUCAGCCAUGGGGGCCAUACCUUCAGGAUUCAGACCAUCGACUCUCAAUAAACUGCUGGUGGAGGAAGGUGCAACAUACAGAGGAAGUUACUAUAUUCAGCCUGAGCUCAGCCAAUCACAGCUCUCCUUUAGAGACCUCUUUCUGGACCCAGUCACUGGCAGGGUUCGUGCUCGGCAGGUCAGGACUUGUGUUUGUUUCGCUUUGUGGAACUGCAGGAUGAUUCCUACUCCUGGGGUUGGAGUUCAGGUCCUCAGCAGACACAUCCGCCUCUGUGCCUUUGAUGGAACUCAGGUGUUGAGUAACAUCCACACCGUGAGGGCAACCUACAACUCUAAAAGCCCCAAGACUUGGAGCUUCUCUCCAAAGAUGACAGGUAUGCUACCCACACUCCUGGAUGGGGACUGUUUCCUACGCUGCAACUCUUCGUCUCCUGACCUAGGGAUCCUCUUUGAACUGGGAGUCACCUUUAUACGGAAUUCUACAGGUGAGAGAGGAGACCUGAGCUGUGGCUGGGCUUUUCUCAGACUGACUGAUGACUCUGGAAAUCCACUCCCCAACAGGACGUAUGAGCUGCCAGUGAAUGGAGGAACUCCCUAUGAGAGGGAUGUAGCAGUGGAGACUUCAGUGACCAGAGGAUCUUCAGUUGGUGUUUUCCAGCAGAUGCUUCAGGCCAGACGGCAGCCCAAGCUGGUUGUAAGGAUGAAAUCAGCCAACAGUCGGACCAGAAUGCAGCUCAGUCUCCUCCCAGACACUCUGCUGCACUGUCUGAGCUGCGUCCAUUUGCUGGCUCUACACAGACAGCUGCUAGCUGACACACUACUGAUGGACAGGCCUACCAUGCAGAAUGCAGAUCUGAUAUGCAGCCCUGUACUUUCUACCUUCCCUGUGCUGUUGGAUCAGCCAGAUCUGUUAGAUGCUCUCAGGGGUGCCUGGCUGGAUGCUGAGACCACUAUGAGCAGAGCACAGAAGAGAGAUCUGUCUUAUCUGAAACAGGAGUUUGUUAAAGUCUACUUGUCAUCCGUCUAUUUCCUCAUCCACUCACCUGCGCUGCCCUGUCAUCGCUGGGCAGACCCUCCCUCAGAGGAGCAUCGGGCCAGAAUCAUCUACGCCACGCUGGGUUCCCUCAAACACAGCCAGUACACCACCGGCCAUUCAGGAGGCCCAGAGGUCUUUGUUGACCCCCUGCACCCACAACUGGCCUUUGAUGUCACAGAGUUGACCUUUGACCUCCUCCGUGUGGCACGGUAAUAAUAACAUCACAUUUAGAGGGAAGGUACAAUUUGAUUGGAGUUGAUUCAUUUAUUAUCUUUAUUCUAGACAUCAGUUUGGUUUCAUUUAAAAUAAUAACACCCUAUUUGUGCCAUAUAAGUAAAUUUCAAAACAUUUUAAAAAUGUGUUAACUAAUCCCAUGAAAACCAGUAACGUGUUCGUCCAUUUGACAGUACUUUUCCACUGUGGCUGUAGCUUUAAGCCCACUGCUUGUUACUGAAUAUAGAAAUCUUAAACAAUGGCUCAUGAAUAAAAACUUGAAUUUGAAACAAAGAAGGUGAAAUACAUUUCUGCAACACCUGGGCAGUGUGGUUUAUAGCAAAUGUUACUCAUACAUGAGUAGACUGUGCAUUUAACUCUGUUAAGGUGCUGAAUAAUACAUAGUUGGUACUGCAGUGAAUAUGUACAGGAACAGGACGGUGUACUGUGUGUGUGAUUGACUCAGAAGAAACUUCACAGUGUUCAUGUUCUCUAUUUGAAGGAGCAUGUCACAUGUCAUAUACAGACAUCCCUAUUCAAACUCAGUUCACUGUUAGCUUUUGUCUUUUCAGGGGAUUUGCUGACAAUAAGGAAAUAGAGAAUAUCACCACACUUAUCUUUCAUAUUCCUAAUGUGCUAACACAUACAGUGCAUACACAAAGGGAUCUUUGAGUCUUGUGAUUGCAUGAGACAGUGGUUAUGGCUAAUGAGACUGCCGAUUGUCUGAAUAGGUGUGAAAUGAAAUGUUGAGAAAAUGUGGACAAUGGAAAGAUUUCAACAAAGAUCCUUCUUUAAUCAUUAAGUUCAUACUGCUUCUCUGACAGCAAACACUACAUUUUUCUUUGUGCUGAGACCAAAAUUGAUUCCUAUGCUAUUUAUUGCCAAGUUUGGUUGUGUUUUCUAAUAAACAUUC
Messenger RNA from Monopterus albus (swamp eel), 3236 nucleotides. It is a transcript of the gene nphp1, whose product is annotated as nephronophthisis 1. Gene Ontology annotation, biological process: protein localization involved in establishment of planar polarity. Lineage: Eukaryota; Metazoa; Chordata; Actinopteri; Synbranchiformes; Synbranchidae. Gene Ontology annotation, cellular component: cilium; cytoplasm. The transcript has 20 exons. Gene Ontology annotation, molecular function: protein binding. The coding region runs from base 209 to 2323 and encodes 704 amino acids. The record is from RefSeq and is a predicted model, not a curated record.